Serpula lacrymans var. lacrymans S7.9 is the source of this 302-nucleotide messenger RNA. RefSeq lists its product as uncharacterized. The record is from RefSeq and is a predicted model, not a curated record. The transcript has a single exon. The annotation marks the transcript as partial. Lineage: Eukaryota; Fungi; Basidiomycota; Agaricomycetes; Boletales; Serpulaceae.
UCUUAUCAGCUUUGACAACAUGGGAAGACGAGCAAAAAACAAGCAAGGCGCUCCAGCACCUCUUCCUGGCCAAGACACUGGACGUCCUUCAGCCAAAAAACUAGGCAAGCGGAAAGCCGAGGCGGGUGUGGAGGAAGGAAAUCCCAGUGAUCGGCCUGCAAAAAAAGUAAAAGAGGCAGUAACAAAGACUAGCCAGAAAAUAAAGCCAACCUCCAAGGCUACAAAAACGCGGGAAUCAAAGCCAAAGUCGGGGUCUGGCAAGAAAGGUAAAGACUUGAAUGAAAGCGCGAGUGAAGGCUGGG